AUGGUCCACUCCAGUCGCUACGGCACUUUCGAGGAUUACCACCACCCAACUCCGCCGUCAGGUCUACCAAUGGCUCCUCAGCUUCUAGAACCAACGACCAAGAUAAACACUAAGAAUCUACUCGAGAAGUGCAACGACACGGGAAUGGCCCUACCCUAUGAGCAUGUCGCUCUGUCUUGGAAGAACCAGGUUAAUCUGGAGUUUUGCAAAGGCCAUGCCGUAGGCUGGAUGUUUCUCAGUACACCGCGAAGAGGUUAUACGAUUCGGUCUCACCGUGGGAACCCGGAAGAUCAUGUCGCAUGGAUGAACUUGGUUUCCCUCAUCAGAUCACAAUGGAAACGAAGGACCAGGCUUGGUAGUGCACGGCGGCGCUCAGACCCAGAAACACGCAGCAACAGACUCGGCGUGAUUGUUGCCAGAGAGAACCAUUCAGGGACCGAGACCAUUUUGGUCUCAGAAGUGCUGUUCUACUCAGGAGCGGCUAUGCUUGGUUGUAUGGGACAAAACAGAAAGCAUGGCUUUUGGUCGGGUGCCAGGGCAGCGUUUGAUAUCCGUGGGGACGGCAAUCCAAUGUUCUGUUCGAAAAAGCCAGCUUCAGGAAAGGAUGGGCCCGCCUCGGAAUCAGCUGUAACGCGUCCCCAAAACCACGCAGGAAAGGAAAAAAUGACAGCACCAGUCAAGAUCGAACGUGUAUAG
Letharia columbiana is the source of this 696-nucleotide messenger RNA. RefSeq lists its product as uncharacterized. The transcript is spliced from 3 exons. Bases 1 to 696 code for a protein of 231 amino acids. Lineage: Eukaryota; Fungi; Ascomycota; Lecanoromycetes; Lecanorales; Parmeliaceae. The record is from RefSeq and is a predicted model, not a curated record.